UGAGCAUCCUGUGUUCAAGGCAAACCCACCUACGCCUUUGAUUUGUCUACUCUCAACAGCUGAAAGUUCUAUUCUGAACUCAAAGCAGAGGAAUAAACGCACAAUUCUCUGUCCAUUCCUCUAUAAAACAUGCCGGCUUCAUCAUCAUUUUUCAACAAGCCACGUCAUCUGUCCCUGUGGACCUAGUCUCUGUUUUUAGCAAAGAAUGAACAUACGGAUGGUCUGAUUGGUUAAGCUGAAACAGAGGAUCUGCUACAGUAGCCAUUAAAAGAAAUUCUAUGUAAAUUUACCAUGGACCACAGAGGCCAGGGGUCCUUCAUCAUGUACCAUGGAACAACGAAAUUCGAAAUCAUGCGUCAUGAUUCCUCAACCGACGGAAUGCCGAGGCCUGAGCGUUACCCAUUGAAUCCUAAACCCGGGGAGAGACUGGCAGUAUUGAAGCUGAAGGUGAACAUCGGCAUCAAUCUCCUCAUGGACAAAGAUUUUCUGAGCGGUCUAAGAUCCUUGGGGGGCUUAGGAGGCCACAGAUACUACAUCAUGUACCACGGUACAACGCUGGAAGCAGCAAAGCAGAUCAAGCUCCACGGUUUCAGGUGCUCUGAUGAUGGGAUGCUGGGGCCCGGUGUCUACGUGAGCAGAAGUGUAGCUAAAGCUAAGCGUUACCCCCUAAAUCCUCCACCUGGAGAGAAACUGGCCAUCCUGAAGCUGAAAGUACGUGUGGGGAAAGUGAAAAAGAUCGACAAGCAGGGCCAUCCUCUACAGAAAACAUGGCAUGAUGAAGGAUACGACACGGCCUGGGUGCCACCUAACUGCGGCAUGGUGAAGAGCAGCCUGGAGGAAGAGUGCGUCUGGGACCCGAGUCGAAUAGAAGUGCUGGAAAUGUGGAAAGUCGAAAGAAACGACAAAGAAACUUCUUAUUCCACUCAUGAGUGA
This is a messenger RNA of Tachysurus fulvidraco (yellow catfish), 933 nucleotides long. RefSeq lists its product as uncharacterized. Gene Ontology annotation, cellular component: cytoplasm. The record is from RefSeq and is a predicted model, not a curated record. Bases 292 to 933 code for a protein of 213 amino acids. NCBI's taxonomy places the organism in Eukaryota, Metazoa, Chordata, Actinopteri, Siluriformes, Bagridae. The transcript is spliced from 3 exons.